This is a messenger RNA of Homo sapiens (human), 1474 nucleotides long. It is a transcript of the gene RPS4X, whose product is annotated as ribosomal protein S4 X-linked. Gene Ontology annotation, biological process: translation. The transcript is spliced from 7 exons. The record is from RefSeq and is marked reviewed. NCBI's taxonomy places the organism in Eukaryota, Metazoa, Chordata, Mammalia, Primates, Hominidae. Bases 54 to 845 code for a protein of 263 amino acids. Gene Ontology annotation, molecular function: structural constituent of ribosome; RNA binding. Gene Ontology annotation, cellular component: synapse; cytosolic small ribosomal subunit; ribosome.
AAUUUCUACGCGCACCGGAAGACGGAGGUCCUCUUUCCUUGCCUAACGCAGCCAUGGCUCGUGGUCCCAAGAAGCAUCUGAAGCGGGUGGCAGCUCCAAAGCAUUGGAUGCUGGAUAAAUUGACCGGUGUGUUUGCUCCUCGUCCAUCCACCGGUCCCCACAAGUUGAGAGAGUGUCUCCCCCUCAUCAUUUUCCUGAGGAACAGACUUAAGUAUGCCCUGACAGGAGAUGAAGUAAAGAAGAUUUGCAUGCAGCGGUUCAUUAAAAUCGAUGGCAAGGUCCGAACUGAUAUAACCUACCCUGCUGGAUUCAUGGAUGUCAUCAGCAUUGACAAGACGGGAGAGAAUUUCCGUCUGAUCUAUGACACCAAGGGUCGCUUUGCUGUACAUCGUAUUACACCUGAGGAGGCCAAGUACAAGUUGUGCAAAGUGAGAAAGAUCUUUGUGGGCACAAAAGGAAUCCCUCAUCUGGUGACUCAUGAUGCCCGCACCAUCCGCUACCCCGAUCCCCUCAUCAAGGUGAAUGAUACCAUUCAGAUUGAUUUGGAGACUGGCAAGAUUACUGAUUUCAUCAAGUUCGACACUGGUAACCUGUGUAUGGUGACUGGAGGUGCUAACCUAGGAAGAAUUGGUGUGAUCACCAACAGAGAGAGGCACCCUGGAUCUUUUGACGUGGUUCACGUGAAAGAUGCCAAUGGCAACAGCUUUGCCACUCGACUUUCCAACAUUUUUGUUAUUGGCAAGGGCAACAAACCAUGGAUUUCUCUUCCCCGAGGAAAGGGUAUCCGCCUCACCAUUGCUGAAGAGAGAGACAAAAGACUGGCGGCCAAACAGAGCAGUGGGUGAAAUGGGUCCCUGGGUGACAUGUCAGAUCUUUGUACGUAAUUAAAAAUAUUGUGGCAGGAUUAAUAGCAUUUUGGUUUUGUGGGUUGUUUUUUUUUUUAAUUCAGUUUCCUGCUAUUUUACUGUAUAACAUGAACAGUGAUUAAGUUCUCAGGCAGGCUUAGGCAGUCUGUUAUUGGCUGGGCUUAGUUAGUGGUGGGAAGUAGAAGAUACCAGACUUGGGAAAGGAACAGCAACUAACCAAGGAGUAGAAAGAGCCAAGAAAUCCCGGAGUAUUUAUCUCCCCCGCCUUGACUUGGCCAAGAACUUCUCUACACAGUGGACCCCUCUGCCCUGUUAAGUUCCCUUGGCUUUCUAAAAAUCUGCCCUCAUUUUCUUCUCCAGUCUGUAUUGCACUAGCCCAUCCACAAGCCUGGCUCAUCUGUUUUUCCCACUCCUGUGCCCAUCUUGCCAAACGCAGGAUGAAAAUCUCCAGUUGCCAUUAAAGGUGGUCAUAAAUGGGCUGUUGAUGUUGCAAAGCAUUGCAGUUCCUUGGACUUAGUGCCCUUAUUCUCCAGCUGCCGCUGCAGUCCUCAACUCUGUUUUUCAGAGGACAGAGAUGUAGAACAUAAACUUGUUCUUGCUUGUCCAAA